Messenger RNA from Daphnia magna, 5379 nucleotides. RefSeq lists its product as uncharacterized. The record is from RefSeq and is a predicted model, not a curated record. The coding region runs from base 1 to 5379 and encodes 1792 amino acids. The transcript is spliced from 4 exons. Gene Ontology annotation, molecular function: zinc ion binding; nucleic acid binding. Lineage: Eukaryota; Metazoa; Arthropoda; Branchiopoda; Diplostraca; Daphniidae. Gene Ontology annotation, biological process: DNA integration.
AUGGAUGAUCUAACCAACAACACAGCAGCAAGAAUAGCAGCGACAGCGAGAUCGCAAUCAGUAAGUCCCUCUAUCCCGGUAGCAGCCCCAGUGUUAGAGGAAGCAGCCCAAGCAGUCGCGAUAGAUUCCACCAGUGCAGCCAUGGCGCAGUGGACACGCCUGCGAACUACUACAAGGCGUCAGAUUACGAACACGUGCAGCCAAAUCACCACAGCCAUUAGAAGAGGUGACCCAGGAGACAGUGUUCAAGCCCUUGCAGAGUACGCGCAGGAAUUGUUGAGAACCGCUAGUGAUCUCAACAACAGACUGCUUGAAGAAGCUGGCCUAGACGAAUUCGAUCGGCAGCACGAGGCACAUACUAGGUAUGUUCAGCAGGUUAAGGCCGUGGCAGCAGAGCUUCAACGUUACCUUACCCCCCGUGCACAUCCACCAUCAGUUCGAAAUGGCCAUCCCGCCAUUGUACCCUCUGUAUACAGUAGCCGGCAGUCGUCAGCAGUGCAUCCCGAAGCCGACAGACCACAAUCCCACACAGAAGCCCAACAGAGAGUCCUUGCAGCGCAACAGGACCUCCAGGAAGCAGAAAGGGCUCUACAGUCACUAAGGUUAGAAGACAAUGACUUAGAAUAUCGGUCAUUGCCAGGUGUAGUCGAACUCGACGCAGUUAAUCGCUGGUGCCAAGACAACAGAAGAUGGGGAGCAGUAGGAGAAGCGAGCCUACAGGAAGAAGCUCCAGACGAUUGGAUUGAUAUGUAUCGUGCCGGUCGAUUACGACCCCUUCCGCGAGUAGAAGCAGGACCUCAUUCGUCAAUUCGAGCUGAGUUACCUGAUUACAGCGGAAAGGCUCUAGAUUGGUUCGCAUGGAUCGAUUUGUUCCGGGCGUUGGUACAUGACACAUCCAAGGCCGCCGGCGAGAAAUUUGCGAUUUUGAGGAGACAUCUCCAAGGUGACUGUCUAGACGUUGUAUACGGUCUAGGGGGAGAAGCUGCUUACAUUCAAGCAUUGGUCAGGCUUAAGGACAGUUUUGGCAGACGUGACGUCAUGCGAGCAGCGCAUAUUCAAGCGUUAGAGAAACUGGAGUUCCAGAAGAACGAUCCUGCUUCCUUCAAGCGGUAUGCGGAAAAGGUCCGCACACACUUGUUCGAUCUCACUAGAAUAGGCGAAUUCGCCGCCGCAGACAUCAUUGAAAGAAUCUGUCUCAAGCUACAGCUCGCUGAUCGCUUAGCUUGGAAUACGGAUAGAGGAAGUGGACUUGAAAGGCGAAGCCUCGACCAGUUUGGUUCUUGGCUUUGCAACCGGGCCGCCGCGUAUCAAAACGCAUACAGCAUUGCGGCAGACCAAACAAGUGGAGUGCCGGGUAAAGCUCGUGACAGACAGCAUACCCGCACCAACCAGGUUCAGGGUGAAACAAGAGGAAGAGACAAUCGUCAGCCCAACAGUAGCUAUUGCUUCAAUUGCGAAGGCUCCCACAAGUUGGAAGAUUGCCCGUCGUUUAAGGGUCUUACGGCUAGAGAUAAGCUGUCGUUUUGUAGCCGACGUCGGUUAUGUUUCAAUUGCCUGAAAUCUGGACAUUCUGCUAGAGAUUGCAGAAUGAAGAAAUCGUGUUCGGUCCCUAACUGUAAUCGCACACACCAUGCACUGCUUCACUACCAGCCGGAUGACGCGGACGAAUCGGUUCGCCCCGCUACAGCCCGCACCAACCUAGCAAAGGGGAAGAAAGCAGCUGUAGGAAUGAUCCAACUGGAUGUUCUGGAUGCAGAAGGGAAACCUUGUGAAAGCCAAUGUGUUCCGCAGACUCUCGCCGUUGAUGGCGCUGGUGGAGUUUUGAGAAAAUAUACUUCGCGUCGUAUUCAACUCCGAGUUCGGCUACCCACAGGCGAAUUCGCCACUCUUCAAGGUUCGACUAUGCCUACUGUGGCCAGUCCGGUUCCACUUACAGAUUGGAACACCUUAAAGAAGCGUUGGAGACAUUUAGCAGACCUGCCAUUAGAAAGCAAUGGCGGGAGAGUAGACAUCCUUCUCGGAAUAGAUCAGGCCUAUUUGACAACGGCCAUUGAAUCUCGUUUCGGACAAGAAGACGAACCUACUGCUAUUCGUACCCGCCUUGGAUGGGUCGUAAGAGGAGUAAUUGGGAAUACAUUCAGAAAUCUUAUGGCGAGAACGCACGCAGUGUUCACCAGCAUGGAAGAGGAAGGCGACGCACUAGCGCAGCAGAUGAAACGCUUUUGCGACACAGAAGAAUUCGGGACGGAGCACAAGACAGAUGGCGUUUCCGAAGACGAUAGACAAGCUAUCGAUAUUUUAGAAAGCGGAACGCGAAAAUUGGCCGUCGGCUAUGAAACACCCAUCACCUGGAAGGUUGGGGAGCCAGACCUGCCAAACAAUCGGCAUUUGGCCGAAAGAAGAUUGGCUACCCUGCUGCACCGGUUCAACGAAGAACCCGAUUUCGGGCAGGAGUAUAGAAAAGCCAUGGAAAAGAACUUCGAAAAGGGCUAUGCAAUUGUGUUGGCACCCGCCGACUACGGCCCACCGGAGUAUUAUCUCGCUCACCAUGGAGUGAGAAAAGGUCCGAAGCUACGCGUUGUGUUUGACGCUGCAGCACCGUUCAAGGGAAAGUGCUUGAACGACAGUAUUCUCAGUGGUCCGGCUCUACAAACCCCAUUGCCAUCUGUCAUCUUAAAAUUUCGGGAAGGCGAAAUCGCAUGGGCAGCUGACAUAGAAGCCAUGUUUAGUAGAAUACGACUGAGACCAGAAGACGCACGGUACUUUAGGUUUCUUUGGAAAAGAAACGGGGAGGAGAAAGUGUGCGUGUGUGAGAUGAAGCGGCUACCAUUCGGCGCUACCUGUUCGCCAUUCAUUGCGAUCAGUACCACGCGAAAAAUUGCUGCUGAUCUCAGCGAUGACCCGAAAGUCAUCGAGGCAAUCAACACAAGGAUGUACGUUGACGAUUACCUCAGCUCCGCCAAAUCACUGGAGGAAGGUAUUCAAGAAGCAGUAGGCGUUAAAGAAACCCUAGCAAAAGGAGACAUGCACCUUCAAAGCUGGAUCUCCAAUUCCGCAGCUUUUGUGAAAAUCUUAGCACCUACAAGUAAAGGUGUUAGUCAAGGCCCAGCCGAGCUUCCAUUAAGCAAGGACGACUCUGAGAAAGUCCUUGGUGUUUACUGGAACCCGAAUUCGGAUACGCUUAAAUUCAGAGUGAGCGGGCUAGAAGAAAUCACCUACACACGGGUUGGAAUUGCAACCAAGAUCAAGUUAAGGGAGCUCGGAACAAAAGGGCUUCAGUGGAACGAUCUCGUCAGCAGCGACGACCGUGAUUGGUGGGAAGAAUGGUUUAGCGUCCUACAGCAGCUCAACGACAUCGACAUUCCACGCUGUUUAUUCCCAGAUGAAGAGAAUAUUACCCGAUCGGAACUCCACGCAUUUGGAGACGCAUCGGAAGAAGCGUACGCUGCAGUUAUCUACAUUCGGAAUGUGUACUCUGAUGGUCGAGUACUAGUACGACACGUGCGGGCGUCAACAAAAUUGGCACCGAAAAGAAGCAUUUCCGUGCCAAAGUUGGAGUUAAAUGCUGCUCUGCAAGCAGCCCGUCUCGCACGCUCAGUGAUCGGAGCAUUCACAAGGAUUCCGCACCGUCGGUAUUUCUGGACCGACAGCAGCACCGUAAGAAAUUGGAUUCGAGCAACCGCGUCCAAAUAUCAGAUGUUUGUCAGUCAUCGGGUUGGAGAAAUCCAAACACUGACUCAACCAGACGAAUGGCGUUUUGUGCCGGGCAAGAUGAACACAGCCGAUAUCGCAACUCGUUCAGCCAUUGAAGAGGAAGCCCUUCCAUCGCGCUGGUGGGACGGACCGAAAUUCCUACAAGACGACGAAGAAACAUGGCCAGCAGAUUUGCCAUGGAUUGCCGUGGUUGAAGAGAUACGGCCGGUGCGAUCACAUCAAGCCACCGUUACUACUUCAACGUUCGAUUGGGAAAGUGUCAAGAUCGGUGUAGAAGACAUUCCGGACUUAGUAAGACUGGAAAAGGUGUUCUACGAUCUCGUAAAAAGAUGCCAAUCGGAGGUGUAUAGCGAAGAAAUUCGUCGUUUGAAGAAAGGAAAAUGGCUUCAGCCUAACUCAAGUUUACUCUCUCUUUGUCCCGUUCUCGGAAAAGAUGGACUUUUGAGACUAGGAGGACGAGCCGGGCGAGCUAAGUUGCCCUAUGAAGAAUUGCACCCGCCAUUGCUGCCUGCGCAGCAUAGUUUUACGAAGACUAUCGUUCGAGCGUUCCACGUAUUGCUUAAGCACGUUGGAACAGACUACCAGAUCAGCUACAUAAGGCAGCAUUUCUGGAUACCAGGAGGCCGGGAACUAGUCAAAAGGAUUAGACACGAGUGUGAAAAGUGCAAACGAGAACGUGCCAAGCCAGGCGAACAACUUAUGGCUGAACUACCGGAUUCGCGUCUAGAAUCUGGCUCAGCUCCAUUCACUCGAACAGCCUGUGAUCUGUUUGGGCCAUUGGAAGUAGGACUUUCGCGAAAUCGCACAGCAAAGCGAUGGGCCGUUUUGUACACCUGUCUCGUUACCCGUGCCGUCUAUGUGGAUCUCGUGAACUCACUCUCAUCAGACGAUUUCCUUCUUAGCCUUCGGCGUUUUAUCGGACUUUACGGCAAACCUCGCGUCAUGCAUUCCGACAACGGCACAAACUUUGUCGGUGCUGAAAACGAGCUGAAAGAAGAAGCCGAAAAACUGUAUGCCGAUGAGAAAGUAGCCGAGUUCCUGAAUUUGAAAAGGAUUGACUGGAGAUUCCAGCCACCCAGAACACCACAUUUUGGUGGAGCGCACGAGUCGCUUAGUAAGAAGCUACGACAUCCAGCGGAAGACACACUCCGCACUCUCCUAUAUGAAGUAGCCGGUUUAUUAAAUGGUCGUCCCCUCACUGCAGCCAGUACAGAUCCGAAUGACUUCCGUCCGUUAACUCCUAACGAUUUUCUAAAUCGUCCGAGUUCGGCCGACCCACCAGCUGGGACAUUCGACGACGCACUGCCCCGUGAGCAUUAUAGGUACGUCCAGAGAAUGGCCAAUCUAUUCUGGGAUCUUUGGAAGAAAGUUUAUCUCCAGUCACUUGCCGGAAGAAAGAAGUGGAAAUCCCCUCUGCCCAACUUUAAAGUCGGGGAUGUUGUGUUGGAGAUCGACAAGAGCCUACGACGCGGACAAUGGAAUAUCGGCCGGAUUGCGAAGGUAUUCCCAGGGCCAGACGGCCUAGUUCGAGUCGUAGAUGUGCAGCUGGAAAGAGGACUUUUCCGUCGUGGAAUCGACACUCUCGCGCUAUUAGAAGUUAGCUCAGCAGGCGAUGUCGUCCCAGACAUACCCGCUUCGGGGGAGGAUGUUCCGGCGAAGAAUUAA